AAAUUGCCAAAUUUAGAGGUGGGGGUAAGGGGAGAGUCGUGAGCCGACAGGGGAAGUGAGAGCCAAUCCAAACACAACACCCAACCCCUUUUGCUGGUCCAACAACUUAGUGUCCAGUUCAGAAGCCGCCACGUCCUCUUUUUGUCCGUUGAUUGACGCUAUAUUUGGAUAGUCGGCUUUAUCCUGGUGAAUUCUCUAGGAGACGAACAAUGGCAAGCAAACCUGCACCAGCAAAGGACAACAUCAUCAAAGAGGAGAAUGACGACAUCUUCAUAGAGGAGCCUAUUAAAGUUAAUAAGUGGGAUGGAUGCGCUGUCAAAAAUUCAUUGGAUGAUGCUGUCAAAUUGGCUCUUCAGAAAAAGUUUGAUUACCAAGAGAAUUACGCCCUAAUGGACGGCAGACUCGCCAUGUGCAGUGUUGCCGUCGGAGUGGCCAUGUUUGCCAUGCUCUGGGAUUUCCUCUACCCUUUCCCUCAGUCUAAGCCUGUUUUGAUCAUCUGUGUGGCGUCGUACUUCAUCCUGAUGGGUCUGUUGACUCUUUAUACAACUUUCAAAGAAAAGGGCAUCUUCGUCAAGGCCACCCAGAAAGAUCCUGCUGGUUUCAAGCCUGACAACAUGUGGGAGGCCAGCUCGUACAUCAAGAAGUAUGAUGACAAAUAUCUGCUGGUGCUGACCUGCACUGAUGGAAGGACCAACAAUGUCUCCGAGGCUUCUUUGACAAAGUCUGUGGCAUGCUUCUUCGACUCAAAUGGUGAACUGCUGCAGGACUUGGUUGAUGCAGAAGUCGUCAAGGUUCACAAUCAAGCUCUCGCAGGUUUGAAGCACGACUAGGUUCCACUUUGUAAGUUAAGUGUUUUUGGAUUAAAAUAUAUAAUAAUAAGUAAAAAAACAAUAAAGCUAAAAUUGUCGCUGUUAUUGUAACAAUAUUUU
Messenger RNA from Neocloeon triangulifer, 929 nucleotides. RefSeq names its product signal peptidase complex subunit 2 (gene Spase25). The transcript is spliced from 7 exons. Gene Ontology annotation, cellular component: signal peptidase complex; membrane. The record is from RefSeq and is a predicted model, not a curated record. The coding region runs from base 210 to 830 and encodes 206 amino acids. Gene Ontology annotation, biological process: protein targeting to ER. Lineage: Eukaryota; Metazoa; Arthropoda; Insecta; Ephemeroptera; Baetidae.